AUGGACGUCCAAGGCUUGGACUGGCUCCUGGUCCCGCUGCAGCAGCUGGUUUCCUGGGGGGCGGCCGGGGCCAUGGUCUUCGGAGGGGUGGUGCCCUACAUCCCGCAGUACCGGGACAUCCGGAGGACUCAGAACGCCGAGGGCUUCUCCACUUACGUGUGCCUGGUGCUCCUGGUGGCCAAUAUUUUGCGGAUCCUCUUCUGGUUCGGAAGGCAUUUCGAGUCCCCGCUGCUCUGGCAGAGCAUCGUCAUGAUCAUCACCAUGCUGCUGAUGCUGAAGCUGUGCACCGAGGUCCGCGUGGCCAAUGAGCUCAACGUCAAACGCCGCUUCUUUACAGCUGCAGAUAAUAAGGACGAGGAAGUCAAAGUGACCCCCAGGCGGUCAUAUCUGGACUUCGACCCUCACUACUUCUGGCACUGGAGCAGCUUUGCGGACUACCUGCAGUGUGUGCUGGCCUUCACGGGCAUCGCGGGCUACGUCACCUACCUGUCCAUCGACUCGGCCCUGUUCGUGGAGAGCCUGGGCUUCCUGGCCGUGCUGACCGAGGCCAUGCUGGGCGUGCCGCAGCUGUACCGCAACCACCUCUACCAGUCCACGGAGGGCAUGAGCAUCAAGAUGGUGCUCAUGUGGACAAGUGGUGACACCUUCAAGAUGGCAUACUUCCUGUUGAACGGUGCCCCCCUGCAGUUCUCCGUGUGCGGCCUGCUGCAGGUGAUGGUGGACCUGGCCAUCCUGGCGCAGGCCUACGCAUUCUCCCGCCGCCGCCCCCCGAAGCCCACCCCCCACGCAGUGCACUCCACCAGUGCCAAGGCCCUGUGA
Pipistrellus nathusii (Nathusius's pipistrelle) is the source of this 819-nucleotide messenger RNA. NCBI's taxonomy places the organism in Eukaryota, Metazoa, Chordata, Mammalia, Chiroptera, Vespertilionidae. The record is from the annotation of a GenBank genome assembly.